CAAAUCAUUCGCUAUCGAGCAGGUGCUUGACCGUCUUUAUCGAUUUGGUCCGAUCGAAGAGACAAGGCCCUCUGCUUGCGGAUGCCAGCCAGUUCCUUCAAAGGCAUCACCAUGAAAGCAGCUCUCGUCUUCCUCGUCGUGGCCGUCGCCGCCGCCCUGGCGCAGGCUGCUGACUACAACGGCGUCGUCCAAGUGGAGAAGGCCGUCCCCGCCAACUUGGUCUCCACGGCCAGCUGCCUGCUGUCGGCCGUCCGCGAGGCCUUCUCGGUCGCCGCCAGAGUGGUGGGCGUCUGCCUCUCGGAGCCGCAGAACAUCAGCGUGUGCAUCAUGGAGAUCAUCCCCCAGGUCUUCCAGGACGCCCGCUUCGCCUUCAGGGACUGCCAAGGCACCGCCUAAAACAAGUCGCAUCAAUAAAUGACUCUGCCGCUCUC
Messenger RNA from Thrips palmi, 431 nucleotides. RefSeq lists its product as uncharacterized. The coding region runs from base 82 to 396 and encodes 104 amino acids. The record is from RefSeq and is a predicted model, not a curated record. The transcript has 3 exons. Lineage: Eukaryota; Metazoa; Arthropoda; Insecta; Thysanoptera; Thripidae.